AUGUCGGAUAAAAGUACAAGUUGUCCUCUGCCGCCGAGUAAUUUCAGUAUUGAUAUUAACGCCUCGAAUAUGCCUUUGGCUUGGAGAAACUUUAAAACUAGUCUUGGUAUUUAUACGAUUGCCAACGAUUUGGAAAAAGAAUCAGACAAAAGAAAGGUAGCCAUUUUGUUACAAACUAUUGGCUCAGACGCUCUCCAAAUAUUUUACUCGUUUAAUACUGAAAUAGAUAAGAUCACCUACAAGGAUCUACUCGCCAAAUUUGAAGACUAUUUUACGCCGCGUGUGAAUAUAUCUGUCGAAAGGCAUAAGCUGUUCAAUAGAAAACAAGGUCCAGAUGAAGAAAUUGAGACAUAUGCCACUGAUCUCAAGAAUCUAAGCAUCCAAUGCAAUUUCGAAGGUCUUGCGGACGAUAUAGUAAAGGACAUAUUCUCAUGGAACUUAAAUUCAUCUUGCUCAUACAUCAGAGAACGUAUCCUGAUCGAGAAACCAUCUUGGGUUGGGUUUGAGUCAAAGGCACCUGAAUUUGAUGAUACUGAUUGUGCAGGAGUCUCGGGGACCCUUGAUUGGAACACCUCCAAGUGA
Molecule: messenger RNA, 582 nt
Organism: Pieris macdunnoughi
Lineage: Eukaryota; Metazoa; Arthropoda; Insecta; Lepidoptera; Pieridae
Source: the annotation of a GenBank genome assembly